UUUUGAUAUUCCGCCUGAUUCAAACUUCCGCCGUGGUGUCUGUAUUGUUGUCAUCGAUCUUCUGCUAUUUCUGCAAAUUUAGAGUUUUAUUACGGCUAGGUUUCGGCUUUUAUUCGUUUAGUAGUUUUUACAUUUCGUUGUAAAGUCUUUUAAAGUGGCAUAAUUCGCAGAGAUGGAAGAAAAUGAAGAAUUUGGCGGAAGGACGAUUGAAAACCCGAAGAAGAAGCUACGCAGGAUUUCUUCGAGGACGUCUACAACCAGCGUCAUCAGCGCUGCCGAGCCCUCUCCUCAAAGUCUGCGGAGAAAUAACUCAAAGAAACCACCUCUGCAGAGAGGCAGCUCCUUCACCUUCCUCACUCCAGGGACCCCAUGGGAUUUCACUUUAAAAAGGAAGCGUAAAGAAAAGGAGGAUGACACCAUCAGUCUCUCCAGCUUCGACCUAAAGGAACCCAGUAGCAAACGCGUGCGACCACUGGCCAAAGUUUCCUCCCUCGUCAACCUGAUGUCUCCCUCGAAACAUGGAGCUGUGCGGCGUUUCGGCCACACAAUCCAGUCAAUGUCUUUACGCAGCGACAUGAAGUCACCGGCGAUGACUCGCAGAGCUACCAGCAAGGCUUCAGGUCCGACUCCCUCCAAACGCAGGAACAGCACUCUGUGGUCCGAGACGCUGGACGUCCAUCAGAAGAACACUUUCUCUACUAAAGAGAUCAAAAGACAGGAGGCAAUUUACGAGCUCUUCAGGGGAGAGCAGGAUCUCAUCGAGGAUCUUCAGCUUGCACGAAAGGCGUACCACGAUUCGAUGCUGAAGCUCUGCAUCAUGACAGAGGAGGAGCUGGCUCACAUAUUUGGUGAUCUGGAUGCCUACAUCCCCUUACAUGAGUACUUGCUCAUGAAGCUAACAGAAGGAACUGGGCCUGACGGAACAGUAGCUCAGGUCGGACACAUCAUAAUAGACUGGCUGCCUGGUCUGAAUGCUUACAAAACUUACUGCAGCAACCAGCUGGCAGCCAAGGCCCUGCUGGACCAGAAGAAGCAGGACAGGCGGGUGCAGGACUUCCUGCAGCGCUGUUUGGAGUCGCCCUUCAGCAGGAAGUUGGACCUGUGGAGCUUCCUGGACAUCCCGCGGUCACGCCUGGUGAAGUACCCGCUGCUGCUGCGAGAGAUCCUCAGACACACGCCACCCGACCACCCCGACAUAGCCAACCUGGAGAGAGCCAUCACUAUAAUCCAGGACAUUUUGUCUGAUAUUAAUGUGAGAAAAGGCGAGUCUGAGUGCCAGUAUUAUAUAGACAAACUGGAGUUUCUGGAUGAUAAGCAGCGGGACCCUCUCCUAGACAAAUGUAAGACCCUACUUUGUCACGGCGAGCUGCGCACAAAGAGUGGUUUGAGACUGCACGUGUUCCUCUUCUCUGAGCUCCUGGUUCUGACCCGGCCCGUGACCCGUAACGACAGGAGCUGCUUCCAGGUGUACCGACAGCCCAUCCCGGUGAGAAACCUGGCUCUGGAGGACCUCCAGGACGGAGAGGUCCGCACGGGGGGGUCCUUCAGGGGAGCGUUCACCAAUGGAGAGAAAGCUAAGAACGUUUUCCGUGUGAGUUCGACGGAUCCGACCCACAGCCAGUCCCACACCCUGCACGUCAGCGACGUCUACCACAAGCAGCAGUGGCUCAACUGCCUACGCUCGGCCAUGGCCCAACAGCAGGGGGCUCCGGUCAGAGCUCAACAGGGCGAGCCCAUCCGGACCAAACGGCGCUCUUCUUCCAUGUCAGCAAAGCUCUGCGACGAAGAGACGGACGAGAACUGUCCACCUGUCUCUGGCCCUAAGCUCAGGCCUCAGACGCUCUCCAAAACCAGACUGGGCCAGACGUUACCAGGGUCACAAAGGAGGAAGGAAACUGGAGUGUAGACGCACAACCAGGACUCCUCUCUGACGGACACAUCCUCUGUGUCCUGUGAUCAUGUUUGUUACUCUUAUCAUGUUGUGUUUUUAGCUGCACUGAUGAACCCUCCCCAUCAUCUCCGUCCAGAUGUUCAUCAUCUUGCCUUUCUUCAAAAUUAAACUUGUUUACAAAAAACAAA
Molecule: messenger RNA, 2079 nt
Organism: Austrofundulus limnaeus
Lineage: Eukaryota; Metazoa; Chordata; Actinopteri; Cyprinodontiformes; Rivulidae
Product: neuroepithelial cell-transforming gene 1 protein
Exons: 12
Coding region: 173-1906 (577 amino acids)
Biological process (GO): intracellular signal transduction; positive regulation of Rho protein signal transduction
Molecular function (GO): guanyl-nucleotide exchange factor activity
Source: RefSeq, a predicted model, not a curated record